This is a messenger RNA of Ectocarpus sp. CCAP 1310/34, 1514 nucleotides long. The record is from the annotation of a GenBank genome assembly. Lineage: Eukaryota; Phaeophyceae; Ectocarpales; Ectocarpaceae.
AUGCGUCACUCCAUGAAAUUCGCGGCACUUGUUGCGUCAAAGGUGGACCUGAGGGUGGAGAUUCCGUCACGAAGCGAAGACUUUCACCACCUUGACUCCGAGCUCAUGGUGCGCUCGAAACGAUUCUCGCUCUUGUCGUUCUCAAACUUGCCGGGGACAUGGAGGUAGUACUGGUUGCCGACAGUGUCUACGAAGUACGGCAAAGGGACUAUCGGAGUGGGAGUGCAAAUUCAGUAAAGAUCUUUCGGCAGAACCUCCUCGACCGUUGGAUUACCACGUUCCGAUGUCGUUGUACCAAGAGCUCACCCAACAUUUCAGCAUUUGCAAGGGUUUUAUGUUGUUGCUUGGAUAUCAUGGUAUUUGUGUGAAGGAAGCUCUGAUUUUUUUCUUGUUCGGUGGUGUAUGGGUUCUGGUGUUAAAGAUGCAAACCAUCUCAUCCGUGCGGUACAGCCCUGGCGCCCCUCAAUGUCCCGCUUUGGAGAGUUCGGACGAGCUGGCCAACAACAACAGCGGCCAGAUCGCCUAACCAUGAAGCGCUUCCACACCCGUGCCCGCUGUUCCCUCUCGCUUCUGUUCUCGGCGCCGACUUGCGUUUUAUUCGUAAAAGCUGACAAGAAUGUCUCUUGGUAAUCGUGACCCUAUUGUUUUUGUGUGCCGGUCAGGUGAUUUACCGACGACCGCAGGACCACGGCAGGAGUGAGGGUGCGUCAUGGAGACCGUAGAGUACCCACAAGUUUUGUUAUUCACGUCGUGUUAACCCUCCUUUACCGUAGGAGGAGAAGCUUAAAUUUGAGGGACUGUAGAAGUGCAGGAGAACGAACGCACAGGGGUGCGAUCGAUUUUGAAGGACCGAUUGCUCCUGGAGCCAAGAGCCUGACAAUGCCGAAAAUAUGGGAGUUUUUUCUUUUAUUUUUGUCGUCGAUAGUUUUUCUUGCACGCGUUGGUCGGGUUUUGCACCCUGGAACGAUCGAUCUACCUACAAGAAUCGAACUCACUCUUGUGCGUUUGCCCGCACCGCUGUUGCGGCAACAAGUUAUACGCAAAGGAAAUGUUUUCGGUCAUCGCCGGCAAGAAUACGGUACGGGCGAUCGUGCUGGGCCGUCGGCGAGUCGCUCCAAUUUUGUUUUUCAUGCAGUAGUCUAAAUAUUUAGACUAGUCUAUGCUUGCUGGUAUUUUAAAGUUGUGUUUACACUGUUUUACUGACUGUUUCGCUUGUUGUUAGGAGAGACAGAGAGAGGUGAUGCUCGUGCGUGUACAGCAGUAUAGUCUAAUAGUUGUGGUGUAGACAUGUCCUGAAGUGGGUGCACUUCCAUCGCAGAAGCAUAUCAAGAGCACAUCGUCGUGUUCAGAUUGUAGUGCAGGGGCGUUUGGGUAUUAUUUUAUGUCACGGUAAGCUGGGCAGCGGCUCAAAGUGCGGAACCCUUGAGGAAUCCGGUAGUCUACAGUAGUAUUUGGCAAGGCUGGUCCGGGUAGUCGUCAGGACAAAGUUGGGCCUGUCGUUCGGGACCUUGAUU